AUGAGCAAGCACGAUGCACCAGGCAUAUCACUUCGCCAUAUACAUCUCCAUGACCGUAUUGGGCACGUUCGGCAAUAUAUUCGUCUUCAUCUUUCCUCUGCACGAGUCGUGGAAGAGCAAGCACGUCACCACCGCGGACCUGCUCCACGUGAACCUGGCCACGGGAAACCUCUUCAACAUCGCCUUCCGAAACAUCCCGGCGCUGAUCUACACCGGCACGGGACAUUGCCCCCUCGGAGACUCCGGCUGCCAGGUCGUCAUGCUCGGCUUCCUCGUCACCACCGCGGUCACCGUGUGGAACACGCUCGUGCUGAGCAUCUUCCGCUUCUUUAAGCUCAGCUGCUCCCUUCGCUGCCAGCGCAUCUUGCGGAAGGUGGAGACGCGGAGAAAGCCCGCGCUGUGCAUCCUCCUCGUGUGGUUCGCGUGCGGUGCCCUGUUCGCGCCCACCGCCGUGUUCACCCGGCGGACGGGCCCCUUGCGCGCCAACUCGAGCGACCUGCGCAACUUCUACGGCUGCUUCUCGCACAUCACCAACAAGGCGUACCUGUACACGCUGCUCUCGCUCUCCGAGAUCAUCCCCUUCCUGCUCAUGCUCGGCGUGAGCGUGGCCACCAUCGCCAAGCUGUGCCGCCACAAGCACCGCACGGAGCCGCAGCUGCGCGUCAACAACUGGGUGGGGAUGCCCCUCCGACGGGCGGCGCACAUCCACGCCGCCUACCUCAUCGUCCUGCUCGGCCUCGUGUUCGCCAGCUGCUGGGGAGUCUACUUCGUGAGCACCCUCAUCGGCAUCUACAUGCUGGACGACGUGUCGGACUCGCUCGUGUUCACGGUGAGACUCGCAUCGAUGGUGUACCCGACCAUCAGCCCGUACAUCAUCGGCCUGGGCAACCCCAAGUUGAUGAACAGAGUGAAGGGCUGCUGCACGCCGUGA
Lethenteron reissneri (Far Eastern brook lamprey) is the source of this 931-nucleotide messenger RNA. Its product is annotated as beta-3 adrenergic receptor-like. The record is from RefSeq and is a predicted model, not a curated record. Gene Ontology annotation, molecular function: G protein-coupled receptor activity. Lineage: Eukaryota; Metazoa; Chordata; Hyperoartia; Petromyzontiformes; Petromyzontidae. Gene Ontology annotation, cellular component: membrane. Gene Ontology annotation, biological process: G protein-coupled receptor signaling pathway.